This is a messenger RNA of Schistosoma mattheei, 371 nucleotides long. The record is from the annotation of a GenBank genome assembly. NCBI's taxonomy places the organism in Eukaryota, Metazoa, Platyhelminthes, Trematoda, Strigeidida, Schistosomatidae.
AUUGUCAUAUACGCUCACUCACACGGCGGCAGCUUCGAAAUUUGGCAACCACGAUGCAGAACGAGGCUGGAGAGUUUGUAGACAUUUACAUACCGAGAAGGUGUGCUGUUACUAACCGGCUGAUUGGUGCAAAAGAUCAUGCUUCGAUUCAAAUUCAGUUCGUUGAUUUGGACCCAAAUACAGGACGCAUGAUUGGUGGAAGCAAAAAGACAUAUGAUCUAUCUGGAUCAAUCCGGUCGAUGGGUGAAGUAGAUGAUUGCAUCAAUAUGCUAGCGGUCAGAGAUAAGAUGUUGCCACCAAACUUCUGCGAAAGGACGUUCUCGUGAAGAAUUGGAUAGAAAGUGUUUAAUAAAGUUUCUUAACGACCAUUC